Molecule: messenger RNA, 285 nt
Organism: Paraglomus occultum
Lineage: Eukaryota; Fungi; Glomeromycota; Glomeromycetes; Paraglomerales; Paraglomeraceae
Source: the annotation of a GenBank genome assembly
CGCUUCGGUCGAACAGAUAAAAGAGCAAAGCUCCCAAAAUGGAUUAAUCAAUAUAUUUCUGAAACAGCCACAAAUCUUUCCACGGAUAUGGCCAUAGUGAUUGCGAAAAAAUUCUUACGCUCCAUGGCUCAGCCGUUUGAACAUAAUCAAUUGGGAAUAUCGCUAUUAACACUAGAAGAUAUAGAGGCUAGACAGAAAGCUGCGAGGGGCGGUCAGGAGCCGGAUAAGCAAGGACAGGGAGGGCAGAGGCAUGGUCAGGUUGCUAUGGAAAUAGAUGGAAAAUGA